CCCCUCGGAGUGGCGGCCGCGUCACGUGAUAAUGGCGCGAGGGCCUGGGCUGGUGCUGGUGCCGCCGCCGCUGCGCGCGCCGGAGAACGAUUCUUUGUGGAAUUACAUCCUCUGGUUUAGUUCAAUCUGAAAAGAGUUCAUGCACCCUCAGGCCACUCUGUGACAGGAACUGCAGUCAUAUUGGUGGGGGCAAUGGAGAAAUUACCUUAAAAAACUACACUCCUUGAAACUAAAAGAGUAACCCUGAGAAUUUCCCAAACUUGCAUGGUUUUGAAUUCAGGCAAAAGACUCAAAAUUGGAAUAAUCUUCACAUUUCUCUGAAUACAAAUAAUGCAGCGAAGAGAGGGAAGAGUCAGUGCUGGGUUGCUUUUGCUGCUUUAUCAAAUUUCUCAAAUUGGACUCCAGAACAUUCCUUCUGUUACCCUUGCGGUGCUUGCACUGAAUAUUUUUCUUUUUCUGAAUCCUGUGAGGCCACUGCCUGAAGUGUGUAUCAGUGUCCAUGAAGGUUUCUACAAAAAGAACUGGCAACGUUUACUGCUUUCUCCUGUCCACCAUGCAGAUGACUGGCAUUUAUAUUAUAACAUGAUUUCCAUGCUUUGGAAGGGAAUUAUGCUGGAAAGAAAGCUUAAGAGCAUGUGGUUUGCAUAUAUAAUUGCAGUAUUUUCAGUGCUGAUUGGAGUUGUAUACAUGGUGCUGGAAUUCAUGCUCGUGAAAAUUCUGGAUGAUCCUUCAUAUGAAAUGAAUUGUGCUGUAGGUUUUUCAGGAGUUCUGUUUGCUUUGAAAGUUCUCAACAACCAUUACAACCCAGGAAGAGUCAGCACUGUCUUUGGAUGGCCAAUACCCAGUAAAUAUGCUUGUUGGGUGGAGCUGGUGGCAAUUCAUUUAAUCUCCCCAGGGACUUCUUUUGCUGGGCAUCUGUCAGGGAUUCUUGUUGGACUGAUGUACACUAUGGGACCUCUGAAAAAGAUCAUGAAAGCCUGUGCAGGUGGCAUUUCUUCAUUCACUGAUCCUGCCAGGCCAAGGGACUACUUUUCAGAGCAUUACGGCUAUUCAGGAUAUCAAUACAGAACACCCAGGAACUAUUAUGAGUAUACAGGUGGACUUACUGAAGAAGAACAGCUUGAGAGGGCAGUGCUAAACAGCCUUAAUGAGAGAGAUUUGGGUGGAGCAGCAUACAGUCAUGCACGGCGACCCUUUGGCUUUUGGCUUCCACAUGAGCAGCAUUCAGAAGAGGAAAUAAGAAGGCAAAGGCUUCGUAGGUUUCAGAGAUGAUGGAACUGGCAGGUGUUAGUGUAAAUUAUAAAGUGCUCUCCAGAGUUACCAAAAUAUUUGCAGAUUUAUCUGUAAUCUGCAGAUUAGUUUGUAAUAUUUUCCCAUUUUUUUUACUACUAGUUGAAAAACUGCAGAUUUUCCGAGUUCAGGCACAAAAUUGUAACUUGCAAAAGAAGUGUGAGGCUGGAAUCUCAAUGUGGUCUCAGGCACUCUCCAUACUAAAUGCACUGAUGGUUUUAACAAACUAUCUUUUUCCCUAAGACCUUUUGUGUAUCUUCAAGAAUUCCUUUGCUUUUUUACUACUGGUAUUCUCAGAAAACAGGUUUUCUUAAUAACAGAUGAAAAAAGCAUUACUUUUUUUUUUUUUUUUUUUAACUUACUGUAAAACUAUGCAGUUUUCCCUGACACACUUGUCUCUGUUUACCUAUGCUGAGCUAGAGAAUCUGAGAAUCAGCAUGUGAAAGGUCACUGGAAAAGAUUGCUUUGAUGACAACACCAAGAUCAUAAGAGUGUAAGUUUAGGCUUUUUCAGCAGUCUUGCAGACUGUGUUAAAAAUAGUUACCCUAAGUACUCCUUACUCUGAAGUUAUUAAAUAUAGCCUUGAGUUUUGCAGUCUUCCUUAAAACAUGCUGUUUUAUCUAGAACUUCUAUGGGUGAAAAAAAAAUGAGUUGUAAUUACUUACUAUUUUCUAAACCUUUCUUAAUAUUUCUAUUUUAAAUAAAAUACUUCCCUUCAUAGAGCUGAGAUUCUUAGGAGCUUCAAUGAAUGGGAGGUGGACAUGCCAUACAAAGAAUGUAUUUAUUUAGUAGCUUAUUGUGUUUGUAAAGCAUUUGUUUCUCUUUUUAAGCAGGCUUGGAAAUUGUGCCAUCUAUUUGCUGUUCAUGCAGCUUUAGAGAUUCUCCUGUUGGUGUUUCUCUCAUUUGGUGUCCAGUAGCAGCAGUAAGAGUCUGCAGACUUGUUGAGCUCUUGCCUACAUACAGGCUGCCUUGACAGGGCUGCACUCAGGGUAACUUUGGAUGAACUCCUUCAGGUAGCACAAGAACAAUGUUGGUUUCAUGUAGAAUUUUCUGGCAGAUUGUAAGACCUUUCAGGAAUGCCAGUGGUUGGUGUGUUCUUGGUCUUGGUUGUUUUUUGUAGAUGUGCAGUAGCCACAGAACAGAAGAGCAGGUACUCCCAGUUAACUUUGCUCACUAAAAAUAUGUAUCCAAAAACUGCCUAGAGUUUUCAUAUCUUAGUAAUAAUUCUAUGUCAGUGAGGAACUCGGACUAACCAGGCUCCAGUCAAAACUUAGUGUAAGUUAUUGUGUCUGUUAAACUCUGUUUCAAUUAUUUAAAGCCACUGGAUUAGCCACUAGUCAGUUGAAAACAUAAGUAAAAUGAAGAACAUGAUUACAAUGAUAAAUGCACUCAGUUUUGUCAAGUGAUGUUAGAAAUACUUGCUAUUAUGUAGUCACAAAAGUAGUCAUUACUAAUAAUUG
Messenger RNA from Calypte anna (Anna's hummingbird), 2750 nucleotides. It is a transcript of the gene RHBDD1, whose product is annotated as rhomboid domain containing 1. Lineage: Eukaryota; Metazoa; Chordata; Aves; Apodiformes; Trochilidae. The transcript is spliced from 8 exons. The record is from RefSeq and is a predicted model, not a curated record. Bases 331 to 1272 code for a protein of 313 amino acids. Gene Ontology annotation, cellular component: membrane. Gene Ontology annotation, molecular function: serine-type endopeptidase activity.